UUGCUCGUGGGUGUUUGGGAGGACCGGGCGGUUCUGGCUCGACUCAAACAAAAGCUGCAGACAGAAGACGGACGACUGAUUCUCCGAAUCGAGCAGGAGGAGUGGAAGUCUUUGCCAGACUGUCUGGUCCAGCUCAGUCAGGUCCAGGAGUGGCAGAUCCACCGGACUGGACUGCAGAAGAUCCCUCACUUCAUUUCCAGCUUCCAGAGUCUUCUGGUUCUUGAUCUGUCCCGUAAUGGGAUCACAGAGAUCCCCAAACAAAUCGGGAAGCUGAUCCGACUUCGAGAGCUGCUGCUGAGCUACAACAGAAUUCACUUUGUACCCGAAGAGCUGAGCUUCUGUGAAAAUCUGGAGAAACUGGAACUUUCCAUGAACCGGGAUGUGGAUCAUCUGCCAGACCAGUUCAGGAACCUGAAGAAGCUGCAGCACCUGGACCUGUCCAUGAACCUCUUCACCUCCAUCCCAGACUGUGUCAUUGGACUGCCGGCGCUCGAGUGGCUCGAUAUGGGUGGAAACCAACUGCAGUACUUACCUGAAGACAUACACAGGAUGGAGAAGCUGCACACGAUGUGGCUCCAGAGGAACGAGAUCGAGAAACUCCCAGAAAACAUCAGUAGAAUGUCCAGUCUGGACACGCUGGUCCUCAGCAGCAACAGACUGAGAGACAUCCCCCCUCUGAUGGAUGACAUGUCCAACCUCAGGUUUGUGAACUUCAGGGACAACCCUCUGACUCUGGACGUGAUCCUGCCAUGCAGGAAGAUGAAGGCUGAGGAUGAUGAAGACGAUGAUGAAGAUGACAGAGAGAUGUUUGGACGAGAGUUCAUGAAGAUUUACAUCCAGGAGGCCAGGAAGAGGUCGUACGCUGUGCUCAACAUGCACCGCAUCAACCAUGAUUCUUCAGACUCGAUGUGUCGCUGAGCUUCUUCUGCUUCAGCUUUUUAAAUAAAAACAGCGUUUUAAUGUCACGAUGAGAGCUGAAAGACUCAACUCUGCUGACACUUCACAAUGGUAAUGUACUCUCACCUUCUCCUGCUGUGAUCCUGUGAUGUGUGUAUCAACACGUAUAAACAGGAAACUGAAAAUUCUUUAACAGAAACUUUAUUAAACAUUAAACUCAGUCUCAUGAUUUCACAAAAACAUGUAAGUCUCAUUUCUCAAAAAAGUUUCGAGGUAACAUUUUAAAAUGUCUUGAUCCUUAUUUUAUGUGACUGAAAAUUAAAAACUGGAAAUCAAACUCAAUCCCUGAAUUGGACCUCAGGACAGAGGACGUAGGGAGGGCACGGCGGUCAGUAAAACGUUCUCCAGGGUCACCUGAGCGUCUGUGUAUCGACUCAGUUUGCUGUUGAAUCCUUUAGUUGUGAGGAAGUGAACUCUACCGCUGUCGAUAAGAAGUUUACAGAGUCGACCGACCUGCUCUCGUUCAGCUGCCGACAAAAACCUGCAGACACACAGAAUCGUUCAUGACCUGGUCCGAGUUCAAGUUUCAGAGUUUAAGGUGGAUCAGCAGCCACACGUCAAGUUAUCAUUAAAUGUUAUUAUCUGUUCCUGCCCUCUAGCGCCCCCCUCAGGACAAACGUUUCACAUCCUGUUCAUAGACUCUUUACACCAACACGAACCAAGUAGCUAGUUCUGCGCCGCAGGCUAAAGAGCUACAUCAUCCCUCAUCACUGUAUGAACAUAACGUUGUCCGUUCUUCUGUCUGUGUGACUUUAAUCC
Paralichthys olivaceus (Japanese flounder) is the source of this 1716-nucleotide messenger RNA. Lineage: Eukaryota; Metazoa; Chordata; Actinopteri; Pleuronectiformes; Paralichthyidae. The record is from RefSeq and is a predicted model, not a curated record.